This is a messenger RNA of Tarenaya hassleriana, 5058 nucleotides long. RefSeq names its product DNA (cytosine-5)-methyltransferase 1-like. Gene Ontology annotation, cellular component: nucleus. The coding region runs from base 162 to 4886 and encodes 1574 amino acids. Gene Ontology annotation, molecular function: DNA (cytosine-5-)-methyltransferase activity; chromatin binding. NCBI's taxonomy places the organism in Eukaryota, Viridiplantae, Streptophyta, Magnoliopsida, Brassicales, Cleomaceae. The record is from RefSeq and is a predicted model, not a curated record. The transcript is spliced from 12 exons.
GAGACUGUUCAUGCCCAACCGCAGUAUUUAAGGUUCUCAAUUUUGUUUUCUCGAUCUCACAAAAAAAAGUUUUUGUUUGCUCUUUGGGUUUGGGUUCGGGUGAUUUCGUUGCUUCUCGCAAGUUCCUGUCCGACCUCGUUUUCCAGAAUCGUUAAUCGUCAAUGGGAUCUGCCACUCGUUUGAACCCUUCCUCCGCCGCCGAUGACGCCGUCGCAUCUGCUUCCGGCGAGCCCGUGAACCCCGUCAUUGAUUCCUCCUCUGAUGGUGUGGAUACAAAGAAAGGGAGAAAAGGAACUGCAGUUACAAAGGGUAAGGAGAAAAAGACUGGGCAGACAAAGAAGAGAGGUCGUCAAGAUUCUGCUGAGUUACAUGAUGUGCCCAGGAGGAGACCAAGGAGAGCUGCUGCCUGCACAAAUUUCAAGGAAAAAUCUGUUCGAAUGUCUGAAGCAUCUUGUCUUGUUGAAUCAAAGAAGGAGCAGUAUGCUGAGGAAGAAAUUCUCGCAAUACGCCUAACUUCUGCUCGGAACGAUGAAGCUCGCCCAAACAGGAAACUAACUGACUUCGUCUUGCAUGAUUCAAAUGGGGUUCCACAGCCUGUUGAGAUGUUAGAAGUUGAUGACAUGUUCAUCUCGGGUCUCAUCUUGCCGCUCGAAGAAAGUUCUGACAAGGAAAAACAAAAAGGCAUCAGAUGCCAUUUCUUUGGCCGGGUGGAAACUUGGAGUAUCUCUGGUUAUGAAGAUGGCUCUCCAGUGAUCUGGCUCUCUACUGAUUUGGCAGACUACGAUUGCCACAAACCUGCUAACACCUACAAGAAUAUUUUUUGCUAUUUUGUUGAGAAGGCACGUGCUUCGGUGGAUGUGUACAAGAAAUUGUCUAAGGCUUCAGGAGGGGAUCCUGAUGUCAGUCUUGAUGAGUUGCUAGCUGGGGUUGUUAGGUCGAUGAUUGGAAACAAGAGCUUUUCCAGUGGGGCCGCUGUCAAAGAAUUUGUCAUAUCCCAAGGCGAAUUCAUAUAUAACCAACUGGCUGGCUUGGACGAAACCGCAAAGAAGAAUGAUACAAAUUUUGCGGAGAUUCCCGUUCUCGUUGCUCUCAGAGAUGAGAGUAGCAAACAUGAAAAUUUUGCCCAAAUGGACACAAAAUCUUCCAGUGGGGCUCUGAAGAUUGGUGGAAAUGCCGCGGAUGUAGAGAACAGGGCCUUAACCUCUGAUCAAACCGAUGCUGCUGAGGAUGAUGAAAAGCUGGCCAAAGUUCUGCAAGAUGAAGAAUAUAGAAAAUCCAUGAGGCCCAGGAAAAAUAGCCGCUCAGUUGCUGCGUCGAAUAAGUUCUACAUAAAGAUCAAUGAAGAUGAGAUAGCAAAUGACUAUCCACUCCCAUCAUAUUAUAAGAACUCCAAAGAAGAAACCGACGAGCUAAUAGUUUUUGACGCUGAGUAUGAGGAAUAUGACACUGACCACCUCCCUCGCAGUAUGCUUCACAAUUGGGCGUUGUACAACUCUGACUCAAGGUUGAUUUCCUUGGAGCUUCUUCCCAUGAAGCCGUGUGCUGAUAUUGAUGUCACUAUUUUUGGGUCUGGAAUAGUGACUGACGAUGAUGGAAGCGGGUUUUGCCUUGAGACAGAUUCUGGUUCUUCAGGGGGUUCGCAAUCCCAGGAUCCUGAUGGCAUGCCCGUAUUUCUGAGUCAAAUCAAAGAGUGGAUGAUCGAGUUUGGCGCGUCGAUGAUCUUCAUAUCGAUCCGAACAGAUAUGGCCUGGUAUCGGCUUGGGAAACCUUCAAAGCAGUACUCCCCAUGGUAUGAACCUGUUAUGAAAACAGCAAGAAUUGCGAUUAGCAUUAUUACUCUGCUGAAGGAGCAAAGUAGAGUUGCGAGGCUUUCAUUUGCAGAUGUCAUAAAGAAAUUGGCAGAGUUCAAGAAGGAUGAUAAAGCUUACAUUUCCUCUGAUCCUGUAGUUGUCGAGAGAUAUGUGGUCGUCCACGGGCAAAUAAUUCUGCAGCUUUUUGCAGAAUUCCCGGAUAAGGAUAUCAAAAGAUGCCCAUUUGUUGUUGGUCUUGCAGACAAAAUGGAGGCGAGGCACCACACCAAAUGGGUAGUCAAAAAGAAGAAAAUCUUGCUGAAAGAGCCAAAUCUGAAUCCAAGGGCAGGUAUGGCACCUGUGGCAUCCAAGAGAAAGGCUAUGCAAGCGACAACCACUCGAUUGAUCAACAGAAUCUGGGGGGAGUAUUACUCCAAUUACUCUCCAGAGGAUUCUGCACAGGUCAAUGAAGAGGCAAAAGAGGAGGACGAAGCCGAAGAUCAGGAUGAGAAUGAGGAAGAUGAUGCUGAAGAUAAUCUUCAGGAAUCAGACAAGGCUGAGAAAUCUCCUCCUUCUCUGAAGAAAAUCCGGGCCAGUUCUGGGAAGAAGGAAAUAAGGUGGGAUGGGGAGCCAAUAGGAAAAAAGUCUGCCGAUGAGCCUCUAUAUAGACAAGCAUCCGUUGGUGGGGAAAUGAUUGCUGUGGGUGGUGCUGUCUUGUUGGCUGAGGAAUCGAACGAAUUCCCUGCCAUCUAUUUCGUGGAGUACAUGUUUGAGAGAUUAGAUGGCUGCAAAAUGUUUCAUGGAAGACUCAUGUGUAGAGGAUCCCAGACUGUUCUUGGAAAUGCAGGUAAUGAGAGGGAACUGUUUCUAACGAAUGAAUGUAUGAGUUUUGAGUUGAAGGACAUAAAGGGAACAGCUCUUCUUGAAAUUAGAUCUAGGCCAUGGGGGCAUCAAUGCAGGAAAGAGAACGCUAAUGCCGAUAAGCUUGACCUAGCAAGAGCGGAAGAAAGAAAAAGGAAAGAACUGCCAACAGAGUAUUACUGCAAAAGCUUAUACUGGCCAGAGAGAGGGGCAUUCUUUAGUCUUCCAUUGGGUGAUAUGGGCCUCGGUUCUGGAUCAUGCAGAUCCUGCGCAAUAAGGGAGGAGGAAGAGAAAAAAGAAUCAUUCAAACUCAAUGCUUCCAAGUCAGGGUUCUUCUGCAAUGGAGUUGAGUACUCAACGAAUGAUUAUGUCUAUGUCAACUCUGGCUACUUUAAUGGAGAGAAGGCAGAGAGUGAAACGUUUAAGUCUGGGAGGAAUGUUGGGCUAAGGGCAUUUGUUAUUUGCCAGUUAUUGGAAAUCAUUGUUCCGCAGGGAGCUAGAAGAAAGGGUGAACUGAGUUCCACCGAGGUUAAAGUGAGGAGGUUUUAUAGGCCUGAAGAUAUUUCCGCCGAGAAGGCGUAUGCUUCAGACAUUCAAGAGGUCUAUUACAGCGAAGAAACACAUGUACUGUCUACAGAGGCUAUAGAAGGGAAAUGUGAAGUCAGAAAGAAAAAUGAUAUGCCUUCAUGCAGUGGAUAUGUGAUAUCAGACCAUAUCUUCUUUUGUGAAUAUCAGUAUGAUCCUGUUAAAGGCUCCCUUAAGCAGUUACCCGCCAAUAUCAAGCUGAGGUACUCAACUAGAAUGGGUGGGGAUGAUGCUGCUUUGAGAAAGAAAAAAGGUAAGGGUAUAGAGGGGGAAACUGAUUCAGGGACUGUGAAGGUAGAAGAAGAGACACCCAAAGAGACGCGUCUUGCUACACUAGAUAUUUUCGCAGGUUGUGGUGGUCUGUCUGAAGGUCUGGAAAAAGCGGGUGUAUCUUCAACAAAGUGGGCGAUUGAAUAUGAAGAACCAGCUGGGGAUGCUUUCAAACUUAACCAUCCUGAAUCAACAGUGUUUGUUAACAACUGCAAUGUGAUUCUUAGGGCUAUAAUGGAGAAGUGUGGUGAUUUAGAUGAUUGUAUCUCCACCUCAGAGGCUGCUGAACUCGCAGCUUCACUUGCUGAGGAGCAGAAAAGUGCUCUGCCGCUUCCAGGCCAGGUGGAUUUCAUCAAUGGAGGACCUCCAUGCCAGGGAUUUUCUGGUAUGAACAGGUUUAACCAAAGCACUUGGAGCAAAGUUCAGUGUGAAAUGAUACUAGCAUUCUUAUCUUUUGCUGAUUAUUUCCGGCCGAGGUAUUUUCUCCUGGAGAAUGUCAGAAACUUUGUGUCCUUCAAUAAAGGACAGACAUUUCAUUUGACUUUGGCUUCACUUCUCCAAAUGGGUUAUCAGGUGAGAUUUGGAAUCUUAGAGGCUGGUGCAUAUGGAGUUUCUCAAUCCCGUAAACGAGCAUUCAUUUGGGCAGCUGCACCAGAUGAGAUUCUUCCAGAAUGGCCUGAGCCAAUGCAUGUCUUUGGUGUUCCAGAGUUGAAGAUCCCAUUAUCUGGGGGUGCCCAUUAUGCUGCUGUUCGUAGUACUGCAAAUGGUGCGCCUUUCCGUCCCAUCACUGUGAGAGAUGCUAUUGGCGAUCUUCCACCAGUGGGCAAUGGAGCCUCCAAGUUGAACAUGGAGUAUCAAAGUGAACCAAUCUCAUGGUUCCAAAAGAAGAUCAGAGGAAACAUGGCUGUCCUAACUGAUCACAUCUCGAAAGAGAUGAACGAACUGAAUCUCAUCCGGUGUCAGAGGAUCCCUAAGAGACCGGGUGCUGAUUGGCGUGAUCUCCCAGAUGAAAAGGUGAAAUUGUCGAAUGGGCAAAUGGUGGAUUUGAUACCAUGGUGCCUACCAAACACAGCAAAGCGACACAACCAGUGGAAGGGGCUGUUUGGGAGAUUGGAUUGGGAAGGCAACUUCCCGACUUCCAUCACUGACCCUCAACCUAUGGGUAAAGUUGGAAUGUGUUUCCACCCUGACCAAGACAGAAUCCUCACUGUCCGCGAAUGUUCUCGCUCUCAGGGUUUCCCGGAUAGCUAUCAGUUCUCGGGUAACAUACAGCACAAGCAUCGACAGAUAGGAAACGCUGUUCCUCCACCGCUUGCUUAUGCUCUUGGCCUCAAGCUCAAAGAAGCCGUCCAGCCUCAGCUUCAAUCCCUGAAUCAAUAAUAUCCCCAGAAUUUGGUAACUUGUGAAGAUGGGGAAAUAUUUUAAGAGAGAUUGAGAAAAACAACAACAAAGAGAUAAUUGGUUAGCAUGUCUUUGUAUAUAGUCCUCUUUGGCAUUUGGAAACUCUCACCCUUCUACUAAUAAUGUGGCUUUCCCCCCCUUGUUUCAUUCA